Molecule: messenger RNA, 2805 nt
Organism: Nothobranchius furzeri (turquoise killifish)
Lineage: Eukaryota; Metazoa; Chordata; Actinopteri; Cyprinodontiformes; Nothobranchiidae
Gene: ubtfl
Product: upstream binding transcription factor, like
Source: RefSeq, a predicted model, not a curated record
CGGACCCGGUAACCGGUGAGCUCCCCGCGGGCAGCCUGCCAGGCGGAUGCGGGCUGCUGUCCGUCUCCGAGGCAGCCCCGCGAUGGGGCCGGGAUCCGCCGGGCCCCGGUACUCUCCCACCCCGCAUGCUGGGCAUCUGGAACCGGAGCAGGUAAACGGGAGCGGGUCCAGUUACCGGAGCUGCAUUUGAGCUUAAGCGGUGAGGAAGAGCCCGGAGCCCGGACAGCGAAGCCGGCUGUCUCUGGUUUCAACCUCGUGUUUUCCCCCGGAGUUCCUCCCCCUGCGGCGCUGGGCGGAGUUUCAUACCGGACUAGACGCUCCUUUUGUCGGAUUCGUUUCGACUCGAUUCCCCGGAGUUUACAGCUGAAAAACACACCGUUUGAACGUCCAGAAUUAACCCAAACAAGGCCAGGCGUGUUCGGUACCCGGCCCAGUUUGUGUCAGAACCAGCAGUGGAGCGAGGGGGCGGAGUCUCCUUCGUCACUUCCAGCAGGAUGAACGGCAGCAGCAGCGUCUUGGCAGCUCCAGGGACCAGGACCAAGGUUGGUACAGAUGAGUGGACUAAGGAGGACUGUCUGACUCUGCUGGAGCGGAUCCGCAGCAUGCUCCCUGAUGGAGACACCAUGAAGUAUAAAACCACAGAGUCUCACUUUGACUGGGAGAAGGUUGGAUUUGGUGCCUUCACUGGAGAAAUGUGUCGACAGAAGUGGCAGAAGGUGUCUACUGAGGUGAGAAAAUACAGAACUAUGACAGAGCUCAUUGUGGACGCCAUUGAGUUUGUGAAGAACCCAUAUAAAGGCAAGAAGCUGAAGACUCACCCAGACUUCCCUAAAAAGCCUCUAACUCCGUACUUUCGCUUCUUCAUGGAAAAACGAGCCAAAUACGCCAAAAUCCACCCCGAAAUGAGCAACCUGGACCUGACAAAGAUCCUGUCAAAGAAGUACAAGGAGCUGCCGGACAAGAAGAAGCAAAAGUACAUCACGGAGUUCCAGAGGGAGAAGGAGGACUUUGAGAAGAACAUGGCCCGGUUUAAGGAGGAACAUCCGGAGCUGAUCGAGGAGAGGAAAAAGUCGGAUUUACCAGAAAGACCCAAAACCCCCCAACAGUUGUGGUACAACCAUGAAAAGAAGGCCUACAUGAAACUGCACCCACAGGUGAGUCAGAAGGAGCUAAAGGAGGCCCUCAGGAGACAGUGGUCCCAGCUGUCUGACAAGAGGAGGUUGAAAUGGAUCAGCAAGGCCCUGGAGCUGCAGAAAGAUUAUGAGGACAGUAUGAGAGCAUACCACGAAGCCCACCCGGAUAUCACCUCAGACGAUCACGUGCGCUCUGUUCUCACCAAGGCAGAGAGACAGCUGAAGGACAAGUUUGACGGACGGCCGACCAAACCUCCCCCUAACGGCUACUCGCUGUACUGCGCCGAGCUGAUGAUCAACAUGAAGGACGUCCCGAGCACGGAGCGCAUGGUGCUCUGCAGCAAGCAAUGGAAGAUGCUGACGCAGAAGGAGAAGGACAUGUUCCAGAAGCGCUGCGAGCAGAAAAAGAAACAGUAUGACAUCGACCUGCAACGCUUCCUGGAGAGUCUUCCAGAAGAGGAGCGAGACAGAGUCCUAUCAGAGGAAAAGAUAGGUGGUGCCAAGCUGAACAUGGGCAUGACCUCCAGUCCACACAGAGCCAAGUCUCCAUCCGUAAAGGAGCGCUGUCAGGAGGCGGAACCUGAGACGUGGGUACCAGCCGGAUCACCCAGAGACAGACGGGAUGGGAAAAAGGUGGGGAAACUUCCAGAAACUCCAAAAACAGCCGAAGAGAUGUGGCAACACAGCGUGAUUGGAGACUACCUGGCCAAGUACCGGAGGGACCGUAGGAAGGCACAGUCAGCAAUGGAGGCAGCCUGGAAGUCUAUGGAGAAGAAGGAGAAGAUUACAUGGAUCAAGAAAGCAGCAGAGGACCAAAAGCGUUAUGAGGUUCAGUACCCACCUGUGAGGGAGCUGUUGGAGAUGAGAACACCUGCUGCAGGUCAGAAGAAACCCAAGUUUGAUGGAGAACCAAAGAAGCCUCCCGUGAGCGGAUAUCAGAUGUUCUCCCAGGAACUUCUGACCAAUGGUGAGCUGAACCACUUUAGCCUGAAGGAGCGAAUGGUGGAGAUUGGCAAGCGCUGGCAGAAGCUGAGCCAGAGUCAGAAGGACAAGUACAAGAAGAUGGUGGAGGAGCAGCAGGUGGAGUACAAGGUGGAGCUGGAGGCCUGGAUGAAGUCGCUGUCCCCGCAGGACCGAGCCGUCUACAAGGAGUUCUCAUCAUCAAAACGUCGCAGCAACACGAAAGCUCGCAGCAGCCCUGUGGCCAAAGUCUGCGUGACCGCAAAGGAGAAGGCGAGCGGAUCAAGACCGGUGGCACCUGGUGUCAACGUGGGCAAAAGGGCGAUGGCCUACCGAGCCAAGCAGGACAUGUCCGACUCAGACGAGGACGAGAAGAGUGACUCCUCGGACUCUGAUGAUGAUGACGAUGAGACAUCAGGAAGCACAGACAGCGAGGAUGAAGAUGAGAAUGAUGAAGAGGAUGAUGAAGACCAAACUUCCUCAGAGGAAUCAAGCGAUCUGGUCUCAGAUUAGCUCCGCCCAUUCCCCCUAUUAUGGAGGACUGCACAGGCCACGCCUCCUCCCUAGUCAUCUAGGCAGGGUUGUCUGAAGUGGGCGGAGCAUGGAGAGGGUUUUGUUUGUUUUGUACAUUUUACCGGUGGGGGCGGUGCUUGUGAUGUAUCGCUGUGGGAGGAGAACAGAGUCAGAAUAAAUGCACUUUUUUCUCACCUGG